Staurois parvus is the source of this 433-nucleotide messenger RNA. The record is from the annotation of a GenBank genome assembly. Lineage: Eukaryota; Metazoa; Chordata; Amphibia; Anura; Ranidae.
AGGGGCCUCAGAUUUUGUGAACCCACCACCAACCCUACGUCAGCCAGAACUGUGGUCAGCAGAACUUAAUGACUUUAUCAAAAUGUGCCUCGUAAAAGACUUUGAGAAACGCCCCACAGUGUGUGAUCUUUUGGAACAUGCAUUUAUUAGGCAAAUUAGACAUAAUGAAAGAGUGCUUCAAAAGCAGCUAAUGGAAUUCAUAGACAUCCACCAGCAAAUGGGGAUAAUGGAGAAAAAGAGGCAUGAGCGGAUUCAUACGAAAAAGGGGAUUUUCAGAGAGUCUAUGACACCCAACCAGAAUGAUGUGGAUGAUCUGGCAGCCUUGGAAGUUUUAGAUGAGAAUUCUGUGACAGACCAGCUACAAAACCGCUACAACAGGGAUCAGAUAUAUACUUAUGUUGGGGACAUUCUUGUCGCCGUUAACCCAUUCCGA